Molecule: messenger RNA, 1516 nt
Organism: Ilex paraguariensis (yerba mate)
Lineage: Eukaryota; Viridiplantae; Streptophyta; Magnoliopsida; Aquifoliales; Aquifoliaceae
Source: the annotation of a GenBank genome assembly
UAGAUCGGAAAGGAGAAAUCAAGUACUCUCCUUUCGCUGGGACAUUCUCAUCAGUUCCUUAGAUCGGAAAGGAGAAAUGUCGGGUACAAGAUUUCUGAUCGUAAACGGCGUACUAUCACCUUCCUCCGAUACCCCUCCCGUCUCUACCGUACUCGAAGCUCAGCCAGGUGCUUAUACGACCUCUCGAACUCACAACGCUGGUUUACAUCUCUUGUUCUGGGAAAGACAUCUACGCAGACUUGCGGAAUCUGCAAGAAUUCUAUUCAGUUCAAACCCAAAUCUCCUCUUCAAACCUGAAAAAUCUAAAAAAAUCCCAUUUUCGUCACUAAAUGCACAAUCAUCACUGUGGGACCCAAUGAUUCGGUCUCUUGUUGAGAAUUCGAUGAGAGAAGUAAUACCCAUUGCACUGAAAGAGAGGAAAAGUGGUGAGGAAUUGGCAAUCACAACUCUUGUCAGCGGCAAUUUGGAUAAGUUGAGUGAAAGUGAGGGUUUAGAUGAAGAAAGACUCUCAAGGGUUUUUGAUUUGUAUGUACAUGUGGGUGUGUAUGUUCCUACUGUGUUUGGAAUUACAGAAAAUGCAAUGCAUUUGGCCGUGGUGGGUCGCGGUAGGGAUGUUGCAAAUGCAAAGUAUGCAGAUUGGGUCAGGCUGAGGAAGGCUUUGGAGAAGUUGAGGCCGCCUUGGGCAUCUGAGCUCUUGCUAUCAAAUGAUGGUGAUCGAAUACUUGAAGGUUGUUUGACGAAUUUUUUCGUUGUUUGCCGCAAGGAUAAAGAUGAAGGUAAUUAUGGAGCUGAGGGGAGUGAUUUGCAUGAUCACAGAAGUGCUUAUUCUAUUGAAAUACAGACAGCUCCUAUCAAUGAUGGUGUCCUUCCAGGGAUCAUACGCCAAGUAAUCAUUGAGGUAUGCUCGAGAAAUGGUGUCCCAUUUCGAGAAGUUACCCCGUUAUGGUCAAAGCGUGAAAUGUGGGAAGAAGCAUUCACAACAAAUAGCUUGAGGCUUUUGCAGCAUGUCGAGACAAUUUGUGCUCCAAGGUCAUGGGAGUUGCUGGAACAAAAAUCUUGGAAAGGUUUAACAUGGGAAGAGAAGCGGUUUAAAGAGGGUCCUGGGAGGAUUACUGCACUAAUUCAGCAGGGGAUUUUGGAGAAAGCAUCCUUGGAAGUGUACCCAACCACUUUGUUUACUUGUUGAUAGACUCCGGCAACCAAACUGGUGAUACACAGAUCAACGCAUUCGUGCAAGUGGAUUAUCGUCCAUAAUUUUAUGAUGUGCCAAUUGUUCGCAGAAGUGCGCACUUAAUUACGUUGCAUACUGAAGUUUGGAUCAUAAAGAAAAAGAACCGUUCCAGUUUCAAAUUUUAAAUUCUUGUAUUUCUUUUGCCUCUUAACACCCACAUAAAUAAGCUGUGCAGUUGUACCCUUAGGUACACGCACCAAUUGAAUAAUCUGCAUAAAGUCGUACCAUACCAUUAAGUUGGUAGUAAUGCAGUAAAUCUGUUCACCCCCCGGGAUAAAAGCAUAA